Endocarpon pusillum Z07020 is the source of this 1971-nucleotide messenger RNA. RefSeq lists its product as uncharacterized. The record is from RefSeq and is a predicted model, not a curated record. Gene Ontology annotation, molecular function: RNA binding. The transcript has 4 exons. Lineage: Eukaryota; Fungi; Ascomycota; Eurotiomycetes; Verrucariales; Verrucariaceae. Bases 1 to 1971 code for a protein of 656 amino acids.
AUGACUGAGCCAGAAGAUCUUGAAGAGGACCUCUUUGCCGAUCUUUAUGAUGGGGACGAUGCUACAGCUCCAGCCACCCUAGCCUCCUCCAAUAACAAUAUUGCUCCUAACAAGAACCCCCCGGCGCAGAGUUUCUCAGCUCCUGAAGAAGAAGAACCUGACACCACAUAUGUGCCUCCAUCAUUUGAGCCCGUCGAAAGCCAUCAAACAAAUGGUAGGGAUGCUCAAAAUGGCGCAGCUGGGAUCAGUGGUGGGCGUGGGCAAGAUCGCGACGAUGUCAGCAUGAACAAUGAGCCUUUUGGUUCUGGGAUUAAGGAAGACGGAAAAAUGUUUAUUGGAGGGCUUAAUUGGGAAACGACAGAUCAAUCGCUACGUGACUACUUUUCUCAGUUCGGCGAGGUUGUUGAAGGCACGGUUAUGCGAGACGGAGCAACAGGACGUUCACGAGGCUUUGGCUUCCUGACCUUCCGUGACCCCAAAACGGUGAAUACCGUCAUGGUGAAAGAGCAUUUCCUCGAUGGCAAGAUAGUAAGAGCCUCUAUUUCUGAUAAGCCCCUACUUUCCCCUUCUAAACACAAUAUUGCUGCUGGUUCUCCUCGUUCUCCUCAUUCACGCAAAGAGGAUCCCAUUCCCCUCUCGACCCCUACAACUGGAGAUUCUGGUGCAGUUGGCUUACGAGAGAAUGUGAAGAUCGAUCCAAAACGCGCGAUCCCCCGCGAUGAACAGGAGAAGACGUCCAAGAUCUUCGUUGGCGGAGUCAGUCAAGAAGCUUCGGAGCAGGAUUUCAAAGAAUUUUUCCAGCAAUUCGGCAGAGUUGUUGACGCCACGCUGAUGAUGGAUAAGGACACCGGUCGACCACGAGGCUUUGGGUUUGUCACCUUCGACAGCGAAGCCGCUGUCGAGAAGUGUCUUGAUCAGCAACCCCUUGAGAUCCUUGGCAAGAUGAUUGAGGUCAAGAAAGCUCAGCCACGCGGUAAGAUGGGCGAAGAAGAAGACACUAGAGGCGGCAGAGGACGAGGCAAGUUCAGUCGAGGAGGGGACGACCGCUACAAUAAUGAUGGUGGCAGUCACUCCCAGCAAGGUGUUCAAAAUACUCAGCAAGCCCAAAAUUCCAUGGCCGGCGCUACCGCAGGAGGCAUGACACCACAGAUGAUGGCUCAGUACUGGCAACGUAUGCAACAGUACUUCGCAAUGAUGCAGCAGCAGAUGGCUGCCUCGGCGAUGCAAGGCGGUAUGGGAGGCAUGGGCAUGAACCCGCAGAUGAUGGCCCAGAUGCAGCAGAUGCAGCAAAUGCAACAGAUGCAAAAACAGAUGCAACAGAACCAAUCACAAGGAAGUAUGAGCCCCGCUCCUCAAAGCCCUGGAGCACAAGGCCUGGGCGGCAUGGGCGCUGCCAUGCAAGGCAUGAACCCGCAAAUGCAGCAAAUGAUGCAGAUGAUGCAAUCUCAGCAGCAGCAAGGCGGCGGUAUCGGCGCAGGCGCAGGAUUUGGCAUGGGAGGCGGCAUGAGUCCUGCCGCACCUCCUGGAGGUGCACGACCCGGCUUCAACGCUCAAGAGCAAAUGGCUUUUGAACAGCAGAAAUACGAACAACAGAUGGCUCGUCAGCAAGGCGGGUUCCAAGCCCACAACCGUCAACACCACGGCCCGCCCGCUAAUUUCAACCAACAACAACCGCAGGGUGCUCCUGGUGGCCCGACAUCAUGGGAAGGCAUGUACGACGACGUCCCUCAGCCCAACGCCGGUGGUAGAGCAAGCGCCGGUGGUGGUGUAGUCAGGAAUUUGACGCCAAUGAACGGUAAACCUGGGGGAGGAGCGCCAAAGGGGCCUGGCAGCGCGGUUGGAGCGGCGAAUUCUCCUCAACCGAGCGCUGCGCCUGCGAAUGCGCCGACUGGGCCGAAGAAUGCUGGGAAGCCUGGUGCAAAUUUUAGGGGCGGAAGGGGUGGCGGGAGGUUUCAUCCUUAUGGGAGGUGA